Trichobilharzia szidati is the source of this 3891-nucleotide messenger RNA. NCBI's taxonomy places the organism in Eukaryota, Metazoa, Platyhelminthes, Trematoda, Strigeidida, Schistosomatidae. The record is from the annotation of a GenBank genome assembly.
CUCAAUGUAGGAUUAAAUUAAAGGAAGUUGUUAUCUAUUGGCAGACUGUAAUGUUGUAUGUUUAUAUGUAUGUUUAUAAACCAAUCAUCGAUAAAUGAAUGGGCAAUGUAUUGAUUUAACCUACCCAAAGUUAAGCUCUGAUAAUAUCAUAGGCUUUUCUGAGUCACUCUGUUUGGAAUUCUGCUGAAAUUCACGUGUUAUAUGUGGACAUUGUAAGAACAGUUAGUUAGACAAAGUUUCUUUCAACAACAAAAAAAUAAACUAAAAUUGGAUUAAUGCAUCAAUUGUUGAAUUCAAUCUAACUGAAACCAGCAUGAUUACAUACUUGAAAAGGCGCUUUUCUUCAGGAGAUCUACAGGGGGAAUUAGCUGACAAACGUAUGCAAGAAGGACUGCCUAGUUUUCUACGAUUUGGAUCGUCUACACAGCCUGGACAAAUGCCAUAUCAGCAAUACCAACAGCCUGGUUCAUCAAAUAUUCAACCUGGCGGACAAGGGGGUGUACAAGGAUACUCAAAUCAACCACAAGAUUUUAGUUCUGCGCGUCCUGUAAACUAUGAUAUGAAACAAGGUCCACCGACAGCGGGUGUGGCUGAUCAUAUGACUGGGGUAUACGGAGGCACAGGAACAACAGCAGCAGCAGCAAUAGGCGGAUCUAAUUACUAUCAGGGACCUAUAGGUCGUGGACGUGGUGCAUAUCCAAGUGCUCCUACUUCACCAGCACGAUCUGUUGGACUUGGUGCUUCACUUAUGGGUCCAAUGGGUAGUUUAACUGGACAGAUAUCGAAUACAAUUAUGCGUGGUAUUAAUACUGCUGCUUCAACUGCUCAAAAUAUAUCUGGGAAGAUAUCGUCUAAAGAACAUCAGAAAAUACUUCUAGUGAUAGAUGAUAGUCAAACAGACUGGUGUAAAUACUUCAGAGGAAAGAAAUUAAUGGGAGACUGGGAGAUAAAAGUGGAACAAGCUCAAUUCUCUGAGAUAACAAUGACAGCCUACAGUGAUAAUGGUUGUGUUGUCAGUAUAUAUCAUGAUCAAAUACGCUCAAAGCCUUUAAGAUCAUUCAAGCCUGACUUUGUUCUGAUACGCCAACAUCCAAGUGAUUCAAAUGAAGACUGGCAGGCGAUACUUACUGGAUUAAUGUACGGCGGAACACCGAGUAUGAAUACACUGCACGCAGUUUACAACAUGAAGAAUCGACCAUGGCUUUUUGCUCAUCUACUCAUGCUCAGAAAUCGAUUGGGUAAAGAAAAUUUUCCUCUUAUAUCACAAACUUAUCAUACAAGUCAUAAAGAAAUGAUUGUAGCACCAGCAUUUCCAGUCAUUGUGAAAGUUGGACAUGGUCAUCGUGGCGAAGGCAAGGUGAAAGCUGAUACACCAUUUAUAUAUCAAGAUUUAGUUGGCCUUAUGAUUUCUGGUCAGACAUACGCUACCACGGAACCGUUUGUCGAUGCAAAUUGUGAUCUUCAUGUACAAAAAAUUGGUACUAAUUAUAAAGCAUUUAUGCGUAAGGCUAUUUCUGGAAAUUGGAAAUCAAAUACUGGGUCAGCUCUCCUGGAAAAAGUUCCAAUGAAUGAUAAAUUUAAAUUAUGGAUUGAUGAGGUGUCUCGUUUGUUUGGAGGUUUGGAUAUCUGUUCGAUUGAUGCUCUACAGUCGAAAAGUGGUGAAUAUUAUAUUUAUGAGGCUAAUGGUUCAGAUAUGACACUAUAUGGAGAUGGACAGGAAAUUGAUCGAAUGGAAAUCGCUGAAUUGGUGGUUCAACGUAUGCAAUCGCUAGUACAUUCUACUUCACUUCCGAAACCUCCAAGUUUACAGUCAAUUAGUCGAGUUGCUGAAACAGAAAGACUAUCAAGUGUAAGUAGUAUGAAUGCUCCAACAACUCCUACUGUUCCCCAACCCAAUAUCGGAGUAACUACAGCACAUUCUACCUACAUCCCACCAUCACAAUAUUCAUCAUCUCAACCGUAUACACAAACAUAUUCAUCUCAACCAAUGAAUAUUCAACAAAAUAUGCCAUCUCAAGCAAGUCAGAAAUAUACACCACCUAUUACAAGUGGUGGUGGUGGUGGUGGUAUGUCUAAUACAGGUUCACUUAUCGGAGAGCCUAUAGGAUCAGUGAGUCCAGCAUUGAAUAAGUAUUCGGAUACUAGUUAUACAACUGGUUAUGGUUCAUCUACCAGUUCACUGUCUUCAAGAGCUGAUACACCUCAACAGACUGCAUUUACCACACCAACUACAACUUCAGUUAGUCGAGCAUUCAGUACUACUAUGGAGAGUAUGGAUUCUGGAUACCGUUCAAGUGGUGGCGGAGGGGGUGGUGGUGGUGGUUCGUCUAAUCUACAAAAUACCAAUACUAAUUAUUCUUCUUCUCAACCAUGGAAUCAAGGCACUUCAUCGGGAAUAUUUAGUCCCUCUAAAUUACCGUCUAUGGAUUCAACUACAAAGCCUAAUCUGACAAAUCAAUUCUCUACUGGAUUCGAUACACCAGAACGUACAACUUCAAGCAAGUUUUUGAGUUCACCUCAACAAUCUUUUGGAUCUUCUAUAAGCUCCAGUGUUUCAGCUAGCAGCACUGAAAGACCCAGCAGUGCAUUCAGUGAAAAACCAACAAGUCAAGCGGCGACUAGUGGACCGAAUCGUCCAGAUGUUCCACCAAGACAAACUUCCCUACGUACUGGUCCAAGUACUGAGGAUACAGAUGAUACAAUGAAAAAUCUACGCAAAACAUUUGCUGGAAUUUUUGGUGAUUUAUAAGAGUAUUUAUGUUAUGUUAACAUGUCGUCUUAUUAUAACAAAUAUUACUAUUAUUAUUAUAUUAUUAUUAUUACUAUUAGCUAAAAUAGCUGUCGUAACACUGGAUUAUCUAACCGUUACACCUAAUGUCUUUUUAAUGUCAAUCUGAUCUUUCUCUCUCACUGUCCGUCCCUCUGUCUCCUAUCUUUCUCUCUCUCUCUCUCAAAUAAUGGUAUUUACUUCUUUAAAGUCGUUGUUGUUGUUUAUUCAAACACCGGAAACUUAUUUGGCGCUAAAUUCAAAAAGGACAGUUUGGUAAUUUGAUACAAUGCUACUACUUAUUUACUCCAAUAAGUUAACAUACAUAUAUACAUUAUACUUCAAGGGAUAUUACUAUUAUCAUUAAUAUUAUUGACCGAAAAUCGAUUUUUUUCCUAUCUCCCUUUUAUUUUCAACUUCGAGCUGAAUACUAUUACUACUACUAGUACUAUGCUCUACAAGCAUUUACAUUAGCUUAGGACUUAUAAUCCCAUAUAAAACACCGACCACAUAUAUGCACAUAGAACAAUCAUUUAUCCUUCCUCUGUGUCAAUUUAUUUACCACUCUUACUACUUACCGACUUCUACUUAUCCACACACACACAAACAAACAAACAAACGAACAAACAAACAGCCACACAAUACAUGUGAACUACUAUGUCUUUUCCGUUGUUUGCAUGUCUAAACUGUCCCUAUUAUUGAUUUUAUUAUUAUUAUUGAUUUUCUCAAACUAUUUAUCACAAUCUCCCUGUCCGUCUGAGUGUGUGUAUGUGCGUGCGUGCGUGAUGUUUUCGCAAUGGAUGAUGAUGAUGUUAUUGCUCAUGUUCCCCCUCGACCUAACUUUAUUUAUACUGCUUUGGGAAAAAAAAUUAAAGGAAAACGAGAAAAUUUUCUUUUGUUUCAAGAAUGUGAUACGAUUGAAUUUUGUUUUAAUUUUUGUUGUUGUUUAAAAUGAAGAAAGAAAAGAGAGAGAAAAAACAGAAAAUUUCACUUUCAAUUGAGAGGUUGUCAGGAGUAUUCAAGAAAAUGACAAUGAUGAUGAUGAGUGAUAUGAGCACCAAUGAAUUUCUUAGUUGUGAUUAACCAAUCAUAUUGUCAAGAAAAAUAAACUGAUCGAUAAGCAA